Messenger RNA from Hydatigera taeniaeformis, 7689 nucleotides. NCBI's taxonomy places the organism in Eukaryota, Metazoa, Platyhelminthes, Cestoda, Cyclophyllidea, Taeniidae. The record is from the annotation of a GenBank genome assembly.
AUGUUUGGUCAGACUAAACCUGUCUUUGGCACUCCUACUACUACGGGCUUUGGAUUUGGUGGUACCCAAUUCGGUACAUCCGCUCCUACGAACCAACCGUCUGCUAGCAUUUUCGGACAACCAUCAACUUCUACUCAGCAGACUAGCAUGUUUGGAAGCUCUGUUUUUGGGAGUGUCACUACACCCAUUCAAGGGACCCCAGUGAAAUUUAAUGCCCCCUUAGUUAACGAUACAGUUCAGAAAAAUGGUCAAAAAGUUCAAGUAAACGCGAAGCAUAUAUGCAUCUCGGCAAUGAAAGAAUAUAGCGACAAAAGUAUUGAGGAGCUUCGAGUGGAUGACUACCUUCAAAAUCGGAAAUGUGGUUCUGCUGUUGGGACCAAAAGUAUCUUUGGUCCUGCGGCCACUACACCCUUUAGUUUUGGUGCUCCACAGACUACGGCUUCGUCCCUAUUUGGAUCGGCUUCGACUGCACAAUCCGCUCAGUCUUCCAUUUUUGGUGCUACCUGUAACACCGGUUCAUCACUAUUCGGCUCAACGCAGCCCAUGACCUCUUUUGGACAGGCGACACAAAAUAGCAUCUUUGGUAGUAAGCCGUUGUUCGGUACCCCGACUUCCACAAAUGCUCCACUAAAUCUAUCUGGAGCGCAGCAAUCUCAGACGGGGUUUGGAUUUGGACAAAACACUCAAAGUUCAAUUUUUGGAGCGCAUCAGACUUUUGGAACACCUACUACUACUUCUACAUCAUUUAGCUUAUUUGGAUCUCAACCCGUUUCCACUCAAUCUGGAGGUUUUACUUUUGGAAAACCCGGUGGUGCCGGUAUAUUCGGUACAGCAACGACGACAACCUCGGGUUUAUUUGGACCCUCUACGCCCUUCGGUGCACCGGUUGCAUCGCAAGGCGGAAAUAUCUUUGGUGGUAUGAAGCCGGCUGGAACUUCAAUUUUCGGUUCGCCAGCCACCGCUACCACCGCUUCGGCCUUUGGGAGUGGAUUUGGUUCUGGAUUCGGGUCAAAAACAACCUCUACCGGUCUCUUUGGUGCCGCCCCUGCGGUCAGUAAUACUGGCUUCGGUCUUGGCACAGUGACUUCUUCAACGAUGCAGUCUGGGCUUGGCACGGGUCUCUUCGGCGCGAAAAAGCCCUCACCCUUUGGUGCACCUACCAAUACCACUGCUCCAACCUUUGGUUUCGGUACUUCAGGUAGCGCAACCGCCCAGGGUACAAACCUUUUUGGAAACACAGCUGGCUUUGGUCUUGGCGCCACCUCUCAGUCUCUCCAGCCAACGGGCGGCAUCUUUGGUGCUACAAACACUGCACCUACGGGCAGUCUUUUUAGCAAGUCGGCAGUCAACAGCUUUGGUCUUGGCCAACCGAAUACCUCAACUCCUUCUCUCUUUGGCUCAACAUCAAGUGCCUCUGCUGGAACAGUGGUCGGGAACCUCUUUGGUGGAGGCUCGGGCAUCACUCCACAGCUCGGUUUCGGAGGUGCAACUGGAAGUGCGGCGCCGUCCUUUGGCACUGUAGUAGCCACUAAUCAAACUGUCUUAGCACCACUUAUGGAGCAACUGACUCAGAGUGCAAGAGCACAGCAGCAUGUCCUCGACAUGGUGCGAAGCAUGCCCUAUGGGCAAUCAGCAUUGUUUAGGCAUCUCACUGCAGAGCCUGUAUCUACGACGACAGUAGCACCAACAUCAGUUCCAACGCAUCCUACGAGUUCAACAGCUAAAGCCUCCGGUGCAUCCGUGCUCUCAGCUUCAGCGGCUGCUAACACCCUAGUAGAACUCCAUAGAGCGAAUUCCCUUUCCGUUGGCAGAAGUCCCGGCCGUGCUGGUAACGGGUUGAUUGUUCGAAGGCCCAUGCAAACAAUGCCACUCAAUCGAAGACAGCUUUUUACAGGUUUCCGAGAGGACGAUGCGCUUUUGUCGGCCCAAUCACCGACUCCGGGUGAUCGUAAAAGCAGCUCUACUGAGCGCCCUCCAAAUCAAUCCGCCUGUACCCCAGACAGUCACUUCUUUGUCCGUCGUGAAUCCUGGAAACGCCUCAAUAUUCCACGCUGUGUUCGAACAUCUAUAAUCGAGCGUUCAUCUAUGGCCGCCUCCGAUUUCGAGCAACAGACUGAUGAGACUGAGGCCGAAACCCGCGGAAUUCGUCUCCAAAGAACAUUGCAGUUGAGCAAAGGAUCAGGCGAUGCCAAUAUUUCUCCCACGUCAACUUCUAAGGUCCAUUCCUUGGAUUUGUCAGCGCCUACGCCAUUAUCUUCAUGGGACAAAAAUAUCAAUGGGGAGGUCGAGGAGAAACAACUGUCGUUUACAGCGCCAUCAAGCCCACAGGUCUCUGUUGAUGUCGGUGGGGGUUGUGAACAGCAGGAUACGGGAAAUUGGACGUUACCUCCUGAUGUGACCCUCAACCAGACUACCUUGAUUGCGCCAUGCGAAGAGGCAUACACGGAAGAAAGUGACUCCCACACUACUUCCACUGCCAAUAAAGCUGGUAUACGACUCUCCAAACCGGGCUACUACAUGUUCCCCACUUUUGAAGAGUUGGACGCUUUGAUUGACGAAAAUGGACGCUGUGUAGUCCAGGACUUCGUCAUUGGUAGGCAGUCUUAUGGUCACAUACUCUUCCCUGGUCUGACGGAUAUUACAGGCAUAGAUUUUGAUGAUGUGGUUCACAUUCGUCGUCGUGAGGUUGUUGUUUAUCCGGACGACACUACUAAGCCUCCCCAGGGCUAUGGUCUCAACCGAAAGGCUGAAAUUACAUUGGAUGGGGUCUGGCCCACUGACAAAUCCACCCGCGAGUUCAUCAAAUCACCCGAGCGCCUUGCUGCGAUUCGAUUUGACGAACGCCUUGAAAAGGCUACGCACAAAAUGGAUGCUUCGUUUAUUGAGUACCGACCAGAUACAGGAUCAUGGGUAUUUGAGGUGAAGCACUUUUCCAAGUAUCGUCUGGAGGACUCGGAUGACGAGGAAGAACAAGUUUCACACCUAUCAAAUGCCGCGUAUAGGAGGCAAGCUGCAGUGGAAGUUGCUGACACACUAUUGUCAGAUCCAGCUGUUGGUGCUGUCCACUCCCUCGAUCCAUUGGCGCCUGCCAAGGAUCUAGAAGAUAGAAAUCUCUCGUCCGAUGAAAAGUCGGUUUCGGAGAUGCAGAUUUCUUCAUUACAGACGCCACAAACCCUCAGAGGAGCUAGAACCUCCCUCUUCUUUACUAAUGGGUUCGGUGAUGAUGAGCUUGAUUUUCAAAUGGAGGCUGAUGAUUCUGACUUCCCUCUUAUGCACCGUCGUGCUAGUUAUCCGACCAAUCCCCUCCAAUCUUCUCACUUCGAGAGUAGGUGCACCCUUUGUCUAUUUCACUCGAGUCUUGUCAGUAUGGCAGUCAAAAUGGUCUCUUUUUUGCCACUGCGGAAAGUCGAAAUAUACCAUAUUUCCUAUGACGUAGAACUUGAUGCAUACAAUCGUGCCAAGCGUUAUUAUUAUCUCAUUGCGUUUCUUCUACACGUUUCUGCAUUUCUUAAGGUCAAUAAUAAUAUCAAUUUACGGAAAAACCUAUCACUUUCAUCCUCUGACCUAGAAACAGACGGAGAAGAUCAAUAUUUACCGAAACUGGAAACACUGAAAUCGAUUCCUGCUCCGAUCUGUGAUCCCUUGUCAACUUUAAGGAUGGAGCAUUCGCCCUACUCUAUUCCCUAUGAGCGUGUUACGAAAUUGGUUGGUGGAGAUCCUCCGCUACUAACUUGCUUGCAAGGGUGUUAUUUGGAUGCUGGUCUCUGUAAAGGCAAUGUUUCUCGACUCUCUUGGGCUCUGUCGAGAAGGAAGGGGAAACCACCGAAACUUGUCCUCCUCACUGCUGAUUCCAAUACUGACCCUGCAGCCUCGGUGGUCGCCUCUUCCGUCUUCUCCGUCAUAGAUCCCCAUGAAGAAGUGCUUCUCAACACUGCUCUGCAAACGUCGGUGCAGACGUCUUUUGAGGCAGAUUCUGCAAGUUGUCCUCAAUUCUACCCAGAGAAAGGACCGCGCGUGCUUGAUGCCUAUCUGGCGUGCGUAGACGGAGCAGCAACAGAUGACGGGCUGUCAGUACGUAUGCGAGCCCUGCGACGUCCCUUCCUUCUCUCUCAAUCCCUUUGGGCCCGCCAUGAUACCUCCGUCCACACCAGUGGCAGUGGUGAUGCCAACGACACGCUGGGACUGCACGAUCGGUUUGUGACACGACGACGAAUCCUUAAUCUGACAGGAGUUGAUAGUCGCCUCUUCUCUGCCUCCAGCGCCACUGCUACUGCUAUGAAUGACCUCGCUAGGCGUCAAGCUGUUUCUGAGUGGAUUAGAUUCGAGCUACGUUCAUGGCUUGAUUCUCGACUGAAGGAACUAGGUUUGACUAACUUAUUAAAAGUCGAUGGCUCAUUGCAGAGCCCGUGGAACCUAGACGGGAAUGUCUCCAAGUCGUCGAUAUUUGCAGGGAUUUUCGCCUGCCUCUGCUGUGGAGAGCCGUCAUUGGCGUGUCGACUUGCGCUUACUUGUCGAAUGUCUCACCUUGCAAGCUGUCUCUCCAUGGCCCCUAUCAGUGACCCUCUUUGUAAACGAGCUUUGCAGAAACAAUUACGUGUGUGGGAUGAACUCAAGGUAUUAUCAUUCAUGCCCCUCCAAAUUCUCCGCACAUAUGCCCUCCUGGCUGGUGAAAUCAAGCUAUCCAUCUCGAGUCCAAAGGGCAGGACGGUUUUAAAUGUACUAAGCGGCGUGCCCUAUAUUCAGGCCCUGGGUGUUCACUUCUGGUACCUUGUGGAUCACUCAACUGAUUUCUUAACGGUUCUCAAGCUCUUCUCUCGCAACUGGCACGCCUACGACUCUCUCGAGGUAGCUCCUCCUCGUCCUCCCGAAACUAAAGAUCUAAUGAUUGGUUGUACGGGCCACGAUGACACCGAAUAUGUUCCCACUCCAGCCAAACUGUCACGCUCAAGUCCUCGCGAUGUCUGCUAUCAUCUUCUGCGCCUGGCGUCGCGUUCAUGGCAUAGUCUUGAGCGCACUCUUGAUCCACAGUGCAUGCAGUGUGACCAGGGGCGGCGAGUCAGUGGCAAAGAGGUCACGAGUAACAACAACUGGCCAUCUUCUUGGCACCUCUGGCGCGUGCUCCUGUCCCUUGGACUCUUUUCACUCAACCCCAUAGCUACUUCUCGUCUGCACGUAGAGAUGGCCAGCCACUUAGAGACUGCCGGCCUCUGGGAAUGGGCUGUCUUCGCGCUGAUGCAUGAGGUCGAACCGCGAGUUCGCGCUGCUUCUGUGAAACGGCUUCUCGCGCGUCAUAUCACGCUUAAAUGUCCACUCCAAACGGUGGCUGAGCCCCAGUGGCGUCUCGACGCGGAAUCUGUUAGUCGAUUCAGCCAGGCCGAGGUCUUCGUUUUGGAACGACUUGGAGUGCCAGUUAAGUGGCUUCACGAAGCCAAGGCCUGCUUAGCUCGGUCUCUGUUGGUCACACAGUCGGAGUCUGCUAAUGUGGAAGCACAUAGAUUACUAGCUAGCUUGGAGGCUGCGCAUUGGCUGGCGGCAGGUCACUUGGAGGCCGCUCACGAUGCAUAUGUGAAGUACCUUCUUCCAGAUAUAUUUCUUCAUUCCACUGCCAUCUCGUUUCCUUCGCCUCCAACUGAUGCGAAAAUCUUCUCUAGGAACUCAGCUGUGCUAGCCUCUAAACUGUUGACAGCUUUACAACCUUUUAUUGCCAUCCCUCAAGAAAGUCUUCCUACCACAUUUGAUUCAGGUGCUGGUGUGUACUUAUCGUAUGCUCGUAUUCUGCACCUAGUAGGUCAGCUUACUCUCUCUAACAGAGUUGAAGGUGAGGGAUUUGAGGAAGAUGUUAAUAUGGAACUCAGUUCCACUGCACCUACUAGUAGAAGCUCGGGGACCCUAUCGGAUCUUCAGUCAAAAAUACACCAACUUGUUGGUUUACUACAGUCUAUGGAUGCAUCAUCUAUCCGAAAUAGAGUUGUCAAAAGUGAGAUGGCGAUGACAAUUGUUCGGCUGAUUUCUGUUUUUCUGCAUGACUGUCCUCCGCCACAAACUUCUGUUCUCCGUCCCAGUCAGACUGUUAGUGGAUCGGCUGAUUUUCCAACAGAGCAGGAGAGUCUGCUACUUUGCCAGCAGCUGAAUUUGAUUUCAAACAUCGAAUCGCCCUCGGAAACGAGAGCUGGUUUCUGCUCUCACUCAUCUCUUGUACCGAUGAUGAUCAUUGACAUUGUCUUUUCUCAAGUUUUCCCGAAUCUGAUGAGAAGUCCGGUUUUGGUUUCUCUUAUCAAAGCUCUGAAGUUUUUCGCACGUUCCGUCUCAACUGCCCCUAUUCCAAAGGACGAAUACAAAUUGCGUCGGUCCAAACUUGCCGAGAAAAUUGCUUGCAGCUGUUUGUCAGGUCUGGAGUCAACGUUGCGCCACCUAGUAAUUAUUCCUGCGGCUGAAACCCAGUACAGUUCUCUUCACGUUCCAUACCCAUUUCGUCAGGAUUCCUACUUUCGAUACCUCACUGGAAUUACUGAACCUGACGCAGUCCUUGCUCUGGAGAUCACAACGAAGUCAAGUGAAAUUGUACGGUUCACCCCUCGCCUAUUCGUCGAAGAGCGGAACUCCCACGAUACCCGUUGGGACGGUCCAACCAUAGGUGUUGAUGAUGCAGCUCUCACUACAGGCAUUGAAUGUACAAUCCCGCUGAAGUUCUUUCCCGAAUAUCUCCAAAUGGCGAAAUCCGAUCUUUCUGGUGCUGGUUGCUUUUUCUGGUUUAGCACUCCUUUUAUUGUAAGGUCGAAGGCGAAAGUACCGGUAAACCGCACUACGUAUUCCGUCAUUUCGGAUAAGUUUAUGGGAAGUCUGUUAAUCCAGUCGAACCUACGAAAUCCCAAUCCCCUUAUCGAUGAACUGAGAUUGAUAAAAUCCCAUGCUGAAUUGCUUUUGAUGAAGCGGGCGGUGGAAUCGACGUCCGUAGCUUUAAAAAAAACCCUGGCUUCAGCCUAUCCGGGCAUAAGGGAAGCUGAACUUGCUGCGAGGUUCAAAUUCGAGUCCGCAUUGAUGGGUAGUGGUCUUGGUUAUCCACCUGUCGUUGCUGGUGGGAAUCGAGCUAACAUAAUUCACUAUUUGAGAAAUUCUGAAUCCAUUGAAGAUGGUCAGCUGGUCCUGAUGGACGUUGGAUGUGAUGUCGAAGGCUAUACGGCAGAUAUCUCUAGAGCCUGGCCCGUAAACGGGCAUUUUUCCCAGCACCAGCGUUUACUGCACGAUAUCUUAAUCCAAGUGCAAACUGACUGCCAAAGGGCGGUCCAACCGGGAACGAAUCUCCAAAACCUCUACGAUUUAAUGGUCAAGCAAUUAGCCCAGUACCUUAGCGAAGAGAAAGUAAUCAAUGUUAGUGAUAGUGAGUUAACGUCGGUAGGCGCUUACAUUUGCCCACAUCAUGUUGGUCAUUAUCUUGGCCUCGACGUCCACGAUACGGUCAGCGUUUCGUACUACAAAAAUUUUGAGCCUGGAAUGGUUUUCCCCUUAGAACCAGGCAUCUACUUCCCGGCAGGCGGCGGAAAGGUUGCCGUAGCCGAGGAAUUCCGUGGCAUGGGAUUGCGGCUUGAGGAUGAUUACUUUUUUACUGCUGACGGGCGGGCCGAAAAACUUAGUGACUGUAUGCCUUUCGAAGCCCUCGACCUUGAAUCCAUCAUUUGUUCUCAUACUUGA